UGCAAUAUGAUUUAAAAGUUAAAUUGACAUAAUACUUAUUCAUAAACAAAGUAAAAAAUGGAAGAAUUUCCUUUGGGAUAUCGAGAAGUUGUGCCUGAUCAAACUGUACCAGAGAAAUGGAACGAAAUCACGUUGAACACGGGCGGAAGCCAAAGUACCUUACAGGACAUAAAAGUUCCAGAGAGAGCAGGAGGCUAUUCAUACAAUGAUGGCUCGAAAUAUUUUACACGGAAUCGAUUUAUUUAUUGGCGUAUUUGUCAUGAUGUACUUGAGUUGGUUGAACAUAGUCUAGAUAUUAAUUUAGCCAACUGUAGAGUAAGAUAUAAGUUUACAGAUACACCCAUUUUGGAUGGCAUUUCCAUACAUGAAACAAUUAAUUCAGUCAUUAUAUUAAUAGCAACCGUUUCUAGUGUUCAUAAGUUAUCAUUUCCUCAUCCUGAAAGAAUUCAUAAAAAUGAACACUCAUUAAGUACAUAUAAAGAUUUAGGUACACAGUCAAUAUUUAGUGAAAUGUCUGCGCAGAAUGUGAAAAGAACUAAGGAAGAUCCACAUAUGUUUCAUGUUAUCACAAAUGCAGGAACUACAAAUUCUCCAGUUCCUCAUGCAGCUGCAUCAUGGCUUAUUCCACCACAAGAAGCACUGUUUGCUCUUGCUUAUAAUUCUGGAACUAUACUUCUCCUGAGGCUAGAUAUAAAAACUGGCCUUGUACAUAGCAGUGAAUUAAAACAAGAUUCAAUAGUGCCAAGAUUUCUUAGUGGUAUUGCAACUGCUUUCAGAGGACGCAAUUCUGAAGCCCAUGUGGCUAUGUCAUUAACAAUACAUAGUUGUGAAAGUGAUACAUAUCUGUUUGCAUUGUGUCGUGAAGGUAAUAUCCGUAUGUGGUCUUGUAACAAAGCUCAAUGUGUGGCCGUGACUGAUACGGCGAUAGAUAAUCGCAUUGCUUCGCAAGGUGCACAAGGUCAUAUAUUAAGAAAAGCAUUGGGUCCUAAUAAUGAAUUAUACUUGGGAACUUUUUUAAAAUUUAGUACUAGAUGUGAAUUUAGUAUUUUAAAACCAAUUCAAGAUAAUGGGAUGUUUAAAUUUGUUAGAUUAUGUACCAAGUUCGCGCAAGAUCAACAUUUAGUUGACUUUUUCUUUACCACUACUCGAUUAUGGGCUGUUUGGAGAACCACUGAUAUGGAUACAGUUGAAGUAACGCAUGCUCAAUUAUCAUUGAGUGGUGGACGCGUUAAUUCUGAAUGGGAAGCUGCGAUUCUAGAACAAACGCCAGACAGAGACUACAUUCUUAGUGAUGCUGAUACUGAUCCAAGACAAGCAUAUAUCAAUUACAUUUUUCACCCUGGUCAGUUCUCUUUGGCAGAUAUAACAAAAGCAUUGAACAUAUACAAAAGAUCUAAUUUUUUGGAAGAUAAAAUUCUUUCUGCUGCGGAAUUGAAAGAACGCGUGUGUAUUGCGGUAGAAGCUGAGAUACAAGCUGAAAUUAUGGAUUACGAACUUAUGGAUGAAGAUUAUUUAGAAAUUGCCAAUCGUUGUUGGUCAAAAUUUUAUUCUUGGGUUAUACAGUAUCAUGCCAAUAGUACAAGGCCAGUGGGAUUGUUGUUACUGCCUAGCGUUUACGGAGUAGUUUUACUUAAAAAGUCGUGCUUCUCGCUUUUGAGACCAAUGGAAGCUUUAGAAUAUUUAAUGUUUUGUAAUGAAAGAUCAUAUACAUCCCGAUUCAAAACAACACCGGUUUUGUCACAAGACGAAGAUAUAUGUCAGGAUCUUAUUACUUUAAUGUCAGCAUUAGUACUAUUAGAAGAACAAUUAUCUGAAGAAACUAAAACAGCGGUAAAGAGAGAGCUGUAUCAUUUAAAAAGUCCAGACACUAUUAUCGAUGAUUUAUUGUCAAAACUGAUGUUAGAGUCGGAAGAACCGAUUAGUAACUUUGUCACACAUCAUCUUAGCUGUCACAAAUUAUCAAAUGUUAGAGAUAUAUCCAGCGCUAUGGCAAUGUUGCUAGAAACAUUAACAUAUGAUCUUGGACAACCAAACAAAGUACAUCUUAAUGAUGAUCAUGAUGCCUCGAUACUAUUACUCAAUAUAAAUCACUUUUUUAGUAGUCACUUAGGCAUCUCGGCAAUAUCGAAAAGUGUAGCACAAAUAACACAAUUGAGAUUUGCAAUCUGCAGAAAUUUAUUAAUUUUACAACAAAUGAUACUACUACGACCUGAAUUGUUUGAUUCACGAUCAUUACAUUCCAUAAAAUCAUCAUUAGCACCUAAGACAGUUGUGUUAAUGCAAGCUUAUUAUGUUGUGACGUGGAUAUGUGAAUCCACAGCAUUACCAAUGCCUGUACAAUCUCUAUUAGAUUCUAGUGUUCAGCGUCUAGCAUUAUUGAAACUUGUUGAUUCGAGAGCAAAUAUAGGAUUCAAGCAACAUCGAUCUUCAUCGUUAUUAGAAUUAUUUAUAGAGAACAGUGGUGCAAAACAUGCUCACAAUUUGAUGGCUCAUACAAAUUUAGAUGCGACCAGUUUAAUUCCAUGGCAUUAUGGGAUGUUAACGCAUAUUACUUUCAUCGCACAGCUCGUAUGGCCGAGAUCAGGAAAUUUUAUCUUCCCCGAAUGGCUAUUGUCUAGUUGUCAGUUCUUGCUGGUUCAAGAGUAUGUGAGGCUUCUGAAUACAUGGUGCGAGUGGAACAGUGCAUCGAGGAAAUUUAUAUUAGCAGUCGCGUUACUUGAAAUGGGAGAAGCGCAUAAAGCUUGCGAUCAUUUCCUUCGAGCUUCUAGAGGAAUUUUGACAGAUGAAUUUUUAGCUGAUGCCUUACUCGAAUCUAGCGUACUAUCCGAAAAUAGUUCGUUAAUUCAGUAUUACUUAAAAGUUAUCAAAUUAUUUGAGGAACAUAAUGCCUCCGACUGUAUCAUAGAGCUCGCUGAAACAGCUAUAUUAAUGGCUGAUAAAGAUGAUCCUAAUUUGCCAACACUUCACUCAAUAGUAUUCAUGCAACAUUUGAACCUGGGUCACCAUAUAAAAGCUUACAAUUGCUUAAAUUCGAAUCCGGACGUUGCACGUAGAGUAGAUUGUUUGAGACAAUUGGUAGUGACUCUCUUUGAACGUAAAAAAUUAAUAGAUUUAAUUUCAUUUCCUUAUGUCGAUAUGUAUGAAGAUUUAGAGAGAAUAGUAGAAGGUAGAGCCAGGAGUGUGGACCUCAUAGAAAAUAAUUACUACAAUUUUUUAUAUAGCUUUCACAUAGAUAAAGGGAACAUGCGGAAAGCUGCAUCAGUGAUGUACGAGCAAGCUAUGCGAUUAAGUCAAGAAUCACAAUCUGUUGCGAUCGUAUCAAGGCAAGCUCAGUGCUUGUUAGCUUGUAUUAAUGCAUUACAUCUUGUCUCUGAAAAGUAUAGAUGGAUCGUUAGGCCUGUAAUUGAUCAGAACUAUUUGGAGGAAAUGGAUUAUGAAGUACAAACGAGAAGAAGCAUCAGUAGCGAAGAUAUUUUGCAUUAUAAAAUAAAAAAACAAGUCGAAGUUCUUGAAUUAAAUGAUAUAAAAAGGGAAUACUACAUUGUGGAUGCAAGAUUGAAAGUAUCGAAAAUAAAUUCGGAGUUGCAUAUUGUUUCACAUGCUGGGCCCUCGGAGCUAAUUAUUAUACUACCAACUAUUGGAUUGUACACGACAGCGUUGCAUUUAUGCGAUGAAUUUAAUGUUAAUAAAAGUUCCGUGCUUGAAAGUCUCGCUUCACAGUGUAUACGUUUAAGUCGAGGAGAAGAUCCAAACGCAUGGGACUGGCUUAUUCAAAACGAUAUAUUUGACAUUGGUUUAUCAAAUACAAAUAUUACAAACACCGCUUGGAGAUUGUUAGAAUAUUUAACGUUGAAACAUGAAAAAGAUAGAUACAGUGAGUUGCAUAAAGCAGUCACUCGGAAAUUACUUCAAGAAGGAGCGUUUAUACCUCAAUGGUUAUUGAUGUCAUACAAGAAACGAAAUGCUGCCGAACUUCUUCGUCUUAUGUUAAAUGCUGGUAGAAUAUUAGAAGCUAGCGAGUUAGGAGUUGAAUACAUUAAUGCUGUUAUGGGUGAUGGUAAAGAAAAUUUCGGUCUUAAAACGCACUUGACAUCCGUAACUACACCAGUUUGGUUGCCACUUAACAUUUUAGAAGUGCUAUUAUAUGAAUUAAAAGAAGUCAAAGAAAAUCCUACCUUUUCCGAGAGCUAUCAAAGAUUACAAGGAGCAUUACAAAGCUACGAACAGAAAGUGAUAAGAGUGUCAAAGGAUAUGAUUGAAAUAAAAUUAAGUAGCAAGAAUUGCUAGUAGAAAAUCUAUACUAUAAAAGAUAAAAUUUUAUGUCACAUAUUUGGAACAAUAGUAUUAAAGAUUGUCAAGCAUAAAUCGGUGCAUGACUAAUUGAUAUUACCGUCGUAAAUACAAUAAUGACGCCAAGAAUCGCUGCGACAAUCACGGCAACCAUUUGUGGACAUCUUUUGAACAAAACCUGAAAUAAUUGUAAAUUUAAAAUGACCGUCAUUUAUGAAUAUAAUUUAUAACAAUUGAUUAUUUUGUUAUGAAUAUAUGAGAAACUAUGAACAAAAUAUUACCAUCAAAAUAACUAUCAAAGCAAGAACGAAGAUUGUUCCGACAGGUAGAAGAAAAGAUGCUGCCCAAUAAUGUCUCUGUAUUUCGGGAUCUAAAGAAAAUCAUGAACAACUUGUGGUAACAAAAUUAUGAAAGAGAAAUUAACUUCUUAAAACUGUGUAAAGAUACAAUAUCGGAACUUAUUAAUCUUUAUCCUAUAUGGAGAUAUCUCACCAUUGCGCCAAUGAGUUUUAUAUACUUCGUAAGGAGGUAUGCGAAUUCUCCUUAUGAUACUCUUAUUUGUUAUAAUUACAGAAUCAAGGAGAUUUUGCGUAUUUACAGAUUGUACUCCACUUGCGAACCAGUCUCCUAUAAUGUACAUAGUUAUUAUAACAAGUUUUAUCUCUAUUUUCGCGUGCUCAAAACGUUAAUGUAAAUGCAAUUAAGAAAGCAGGUUCGGUUCUAUAUAACUAUAAUCCAAUAUCAACAUUUCGCGUCAAUAAAAAGCUAUUAUUUGUACUACAGUAUACGAGUGCCAACAAUAAUAAUUAUUGUAUAUUGUAGAGUUAGUUAGGAUAUACAUAUUUGGGGACAAAGAAUUACUACCAUUUUCCUCAAGCUGUUUCUAUAAAACUGAUUUUUAUAUUUGUAAUCAUAAUUAGCUGUAUUUUACCUCGUUUAUUAUUCCAACAAUGCCUAUUACACUGAUAUUUUUAUUUAAUUUGUUGUAAUAGUCUGUGGUCUUACUAAGCUACUAAGAGGUAAAUACAAAUUUAUAGUAGCUGUUUACCAUAAAAUAAAAUACUUUUAUAUAAUUUAUAAUAAAAAUGUAUUCAACAUGUUGGAAAUAGUAUAACUACAUUUGUAUAAACUGGUGUUUUUAUGUAGAAUAUUUUUUUACAUUAAAUUUUUCGUCAAACUUUGUUACUAAACACGAGAAAAACACUAGUUCAUAGAUAGGUACAUCUACUUUCAUAUGUGUUAGCAGUGUAUGUAUUCGCGUAUAAGUUAGAUUUUAAGUACUAUUAUUUUAUUGAUGUCUUAUGUAAAACAUGCCGUGUUUAAGUUUUUAAUAACUAGAUUUAUUAGCUUAUAAAUGAGUACAUACAAUAAAAUGUUAAUGUGUGUUA
Molecule: messenger RNA, 5678 nt
Organism: Bombus impatiens (common eastern bumble bee)
Lineage: Eukaryota; Metazoa; Arthropoda; Insecta; Hymenoptera; Apidae
Gene: Nup160
Product: nuclear pore complex protein Nup160 homolog
Exons: 10
Coding region: 58-4287 (1409 amino acids)
Cellular component (GO): nuclear pore
Molecular function (GO): structural constituent of nuclear pore
Source: RefSeq, a predicted model, not a curated record